Closterium sp. NIES-67 is the source of this 3065-nucleotide messenger RNA. The record is from the annotation of a GenBank genome assembly. Lineage: Eukaryota; Viridiplantae; Streptophyta; Zygnematophyceae; Desmidiales; Closteriaceae.
CCCAUCGCAACUUCACGCCACACCAGCGGAUUCCUCUCUUGCAGCACUCAGGCCGGCAAAUUUACCGUCGUCCGUCUGUUCAUCUCCUACCUUUCUCUCCGUCGCUCCGCACUCUCCCUCUCUCUCUCUCUCUGCUUCUUUCCUUCCAACGGUUCGCUUGGACCUGCAGCGGUGUUACCAGAAGGCGCAGAUGUGAAGCACCAGCCAUGGCGCUGGUCGCGUCGCAGUUCGCCGCCGUCGUCCAUUCGUCCCGGAAUUCGUGCGGCGAGCAACACCAGCGCCAGCGCGAGCAGCACCAGAACGAACCGCACCACCAGCAGCAGCAGCAGCAGCACCACCACCACCAACAGCGCGUUUGCGAUGUCACACGUGGCGUCUCCCUACGCGCGCCAGCCACCAUUCCCGAGCACCACCCGUCCGCGAGCCAACAUCCCCUUACCACCUCGGCCGUUUCCAACCCGUGUCGCAGCGACAGCGCGGGAGAGAGCAGAGAGAGCGCGGCGCGGGAGGAAGAGCAGCUGCUGUCGAUCUCGUUCAAUCAGGACUGCUCCUUCUUCGCCUGCGCCACGUCACGGGGCUUCCGGAUUUUCUGCUGCCAGCAGGCCGUUCACGAGACGCUGAGCCGCGUCUGUUCUCCGCGCACCAGCACCUCCCCUCCCCCUCCCGCUCCCCCUUCCGCCGCUGGAGCGUUUCCUCCUCCGGCCGCUGCUCCCGCAUCCCCCCCUCCUCCGUCCCCUUUCUCCGCUGAGUCCGCGCAACAGCUGGGUGGCGCAGCGGAAGCAGCGGGAGCAGCGGGAGCGGCAGCAGCGGGAGCAGCAGCGGCGGGGAGAGGGCUGCUGGGAGUAGGCGCAGCAGCAGUGGCAAGUCAGGGUGACCAGCAUAAUUUCCACCACCAUGCCCACUAUCCGCAGCACUACCAGCAGCAUCAGCAGCACCAGCAGCACCAGCAGCACCAGCAGCACCAGCAGCCGCAGCAGCAGCAGCAGCAGCAGCAUCAGGCGCAGGCGCUCGCGCAGCUGGAGCGGCAGCGCAGCGGGCGGAGCUUCCCCGCGGGCGGAAUCGGAAUGGCGCAGAUGCUGUACCGCUGCAACUUCCUCGCGCUCGUGGGGGGCGGGGAGCGCCCGCGCUACCCUAAGAACAAGGUGAUAAUCUGGGACGACAACCAGGGCCUGACGGUGGGCGAGCUGUCGUUCCGCUCGGAGGUCCGGGGCGUGUGUCUGCGGCGCAACCGCGUGGUGGUGGUGUUGGAGCACCGCGUGUACGUCUACAACUUCAAGGACCUGCGCCUGAUCUCCCACGUCGACACGCUGCCCAACGCUAGAGGAUUGGUCGCCAUAUCUCAGGCGCCGGCUCCCUUUGUUCUCGCGUGCCCGGGGAUGUACCGGGGGCAGGUGCGCAUCGAGCACUACAACCUCCACGACUCCCUCUCCCCCUCUCCCGCCUCCCCUUCCCGCUCGCCCCCCCCCUCCCUCUCCUCCUCCCCCUCCGCCUCCCCCUUCCCCCCCGCUUCUCUGACCAUCACCAUCACGGCGCACGAGACGUCCCUCGCCGCGCUCGCACUCUCUCCUGACGGCACUCGAGUGGCCACGGCCAGCGUACGCGGGACGCUCGUGCGGGUGUUCAGCACUGUGGAUGGCUCCAUGCUGCAGGAGCUGCGGAGGGGGGCGGACAGGGCGGAUAUAUACAGCCUGGCCUUCUCCCCCAAUGCGCACUUCCUCGCCCUCUCCAGCGACAAAGGCACCGCGCAUGUCUUUGCGCUCUCCCCUCCUGCCGCCAGUAGCAGCCCUCCAACCACCACUGCUAACGCUGCCACCGCUGCUACUACUGCUGCUGCGGCUCCUGCCGUGCAUGCUGUCACUGCUCCUGCUAAUGCUGCUCUCCCAUCCAUCCCUGGCCAAACCUCCACCCUUCCCUCCCCACCACCCUCACACUCCCCAUUUGCGAACCACUCAACACAACCCCCUCAGCCAACCCCUUUCUCUCUACCCCAUGCUGCUGCCACCCCUCUCCCCACAGCUCUCGCCGCCCCUUUCCCUCCCUCCUCCUCCGUUCCUGCGGCAAUUGAUGCCUCCCCGAGCUCGUCCUCCUCCUCCUCCUCCUUCUCAUUCCCCACGGUCCUCGGCGAGGGGUCCCCUGCUGCUGCCCCGACAGCGGCGGCAGAAGCAGCAGGAGCAGCAGGAGCGGCUGCACAGGGACGGACAGGAGGUGCGGCAGAGGCAGGAGAAGUGGGGGGGGUUGGAGGAGGUGUGGCAAGCAGCAUGAGCAGCAGCGGUGGCGUUAGCAGCAGUGGUGUGUGCAGCAGCGGUGUGGAAGCAGAAGGGGAUGUAUCUGUGGCGUUGAGGCCUAAUCCGGGCUCCUCGUUGUCUUUUAUGAAAGGAGUGCUGCCCCGCUACUUCAGCUCCGAGUGGUCGCUUGCUCAGUUCCGCCACUUGCCCGACUGCCGCUCCCUCGUUGCCUUCGGCGCGCACCGCAACUCGCUGCUCGUUGCAUGCAUGGACGGCAGCUUCCACCGGCUGGAGUUUGACCCUGUGUGCGGGGGCGAGAUGAAGUGCGAGGAACACACCAUCUUCUUCCACUCCCCCCCCUCCUCCUCCUCCUCCUCCUGCUCCCCCCCUGCCUCUUCCCUCUCAUCCUCACCCCCUCUCCAUAUCCCUGCCUCCCACACCACAACUGCCUUUGCAAGUAGUGCAACAGUGGGAGCAGCAGGGGGGAGGGGACUGGGGGAGUUGUUGGAGGGGCAGGAGAUGCAGGGAGUGGCAGAGAGUGGGGGGUGAUAUAGCAAGGGGGCCUAGCCAUGCUUGAUCAGUUUUGGGCGUAACACAACACAUGGCAUGGAAAAGGGCUCUCGAUCGAGUGUCAACAAAAUUGGGGUUUCUGUUUUUCUAAGGAUCGCUCGCUGGUCAGUCCUCCUGACUGGUUUGCAUUUUGGGUUUUGAUGAUGCACCAGGCUUCUGCAUUGGAGCUGAGUCGUGAAUAGUGAAUAUUUCUGUGCUUGGCAUUUGCAUUGUACUGAGUGCACACAAGUGCACGCAUCGAUUUUCCUCAGCCUUACAGGCAGGCUUGGG